UUAAUCAUCCAAAACCAUUUUCUUUUUCCUUUUGGUGUUUCAAAUGGUUCUUCAGUUGGCUAUGGAGCUCCCAUUCUUAUCAUAUGCCGCACUGUUCAUUGUUUCAUUUCUUAUAGUUAGAACGGUGAUUUCCAUUAGAAAUCGUUCCAAGCUUCCGCCAGGUCCAACGGCGUUACCGGUCAUCGGCCACCUCCAUCUCCUCAGUCCCUUCAUUCAUCAAACUUUUCAGAAGCUCUCAUCCAUCCAUGGCGCCUUGAUGUAUCUCCGCCUAGGGUCCGUCGAGUGCGUUGUGGUCUCUAACCCUGAGCUUGCCAAAGAGCUUCUCAAGCAUCACGAGCUCACCUUCUCCGCCCGCAAGCACACCGCUGCUAUUGACCAUCUUACUUACAACUCUUCCUUCGCUUUCGCACCCUACGGAACUUACUGGAAAUUCAUCAAAAAGCUGAGCACUUUCGAGCUGCUAGGCAACCGAACCCUUGGCCAAUUCCUUCCUGUUCGUACCAAGGAAUUACAUCAUUUCAUAAGCAUUCUUUUGGACAAGUCUAAAUCAAGUGAAACCGUGAACCUAACUGAAGAACUGUUGAAAUUAACUAACAACGUCAUAUCUCAGAUGAUGAUGAGCAUUAGGUGCUCAGGAACAGGAGACCAAGCCGAUGGGGUCCGAACCCUAGUUCGAGAAGUGACUGAGAUCUUCGGGGAAUUCAAUGUCUCUGAUAUCAUAUGGUUCUUCAAAAACAUAGAUGUGCAGGGUUUUCGAAAGAGGUUUUUGGAUAUCCAUAGCAGGUAUGAUUCAUUGUUGGAAAAAAUUAUGAGAGAUCGAGAGGAACUAAGGGAAAACAAGAAACCAAAUGAUGAUGAUGUGAAGGACUUUCUGGAUAUGAUGCUUGAUGUCUUUGAAGAUGAGCACUCCGAAAUUCAGUUAACCAGAAACCAUAUCAAGGCCUUAAUCUUGGAUUUUUUAACAGCCGCUACAGACACAACAGCAAUAGCGGUAGAAUGGGCAUUGGCAGAGCUAAUCAACAACCCAGAGACGCUAAGAAAAGCACAACAAGAGUUGGAUCAAGUUGUAGGGACAAGCAGGUUGGUACAAGAAUUCGACACUCAACGUCUCCCCUACCUUCAAGCCAUAAUCAAGGAAUCAUUUCGACUUCACCCUCCAAUCCCAAUGAUCAGCAGAAAAGCAGUUGAGGAUUGCAAAAUCAAUGGCUACACAAUUCCAGCUCAGUCUUUAUUGUUUGUAAACAUUUGGGCUAUAGGCAGGGAUCCUAAGGUGUGGGAGGAUCCGCUCAAGUUUCAGCCUGAGAGGUUCUCGAAAUGCAACCGACCUGAUACUAAUAUUAAUUCAGGGGAUAUCGAUGUUAAAGGUUUGCAUUAUCAGCUGUUGCCUUUCGGUACAGGGAGGAGGGGUUGCCCUGGUAUUUCUUUAGCCAUGCAGGAACUCCCCGUCACUUUGGCGGCCUUGAUUCAAUGCUUUGACUGGAAGCUGCCGAAUGUCGGCGGUGGUGUUGACAUGAGUGAGCGAGCUGGACUUACAGCACCCAGAGCCCAUGAUCUCAAAUGUGUUCCACUUGCACGCUUCUCUCCCACUCUUUUUGCAACUUAAGUAGUCGGU
This is a messenger RNA of Gossypium raimondii (Peruvian cotton), 1612 nucleotides long. RefSeq names its product cytochrome P450 93B2. The record is from RefSeq and is a predicted model, not a curated record. The transcript is spliced from 2 exons. NCBI's taxonomy places the organism in Eukaryota, Viridiplantae, Streptophyta, Magnoliopsida, Malvales, Malvaceae. Gene Ontology annotation, molecular function: iron ion binding; heme binding; oxidoreductase activity, acting on paired donors, with incorporation or reduction of molecular oxygen, NAD(P)H as one donor, and incorporation of one atom of oxygen. Bases 44 to 1603 code for a protein of 519 amino acids. Gene Ontology annotation, cellular component: membrane.